This is a messenger RNA of Salvelinus sp. IW2-2015, 1269 nucleotides long. Its product is annotated as alanine aminotransferase 2. Gene Ontology annotation, biological process: biosynthetic process. Lineage: Eukaryota; Metazoa; Chordata; Actinopteri; Salmoniformes; Salmonidae. Gene Ontology annotation, molecular function: pyridoxal phosphate binding; L-alanine:2-oxoglutarate transaminase activity. The record is from RefSeq and is a predicted model, not a curated record.
AUGUCACUCCUCUACCUGAGAGAGAUCUGCCGCAAGAUGAGGAGCAUCAAACAGACAGAGCUGGAGCCCUUGGUGAGACGAGCCAAUCAGAUUAAAACAGAAGUCACACAGCAAGUGUUGAAGAUGCUGGCUGACUUCCACAAUCAGGCCUCACUUCCGACAGGUGUGCUGACCGCUGUGCCCACCUACUCUUCCUUCAAAAUGAUGUUGCAAACGCUCGGUGCAGCCGUUGUUCCCUACUACCUAGAUGAGGAGCAGGGUUGGGCAAUGGAGGUGGAGGAGCUACGCAGAGCACUACAGGCCUCUAAGGGUGUCUGCAACACAGUUGCCCUGUAUGUCAUCAACCCGGGGAAUCCUACAGGUCAUGUUCAGAGCAGGAAGUGUAUUGAAGAGGUGAUCCGAUUCGCUGCUGAGGAGAGGCUCUUCCUCAUGGCUGAUGAGGUGUAUCAGGAAAGUUUGUUCGGGGAGGGCAGUGAGUUUGUCUCCUAUAAGAAGGUUCUAUCUGAGAUGGGGCCUCCUCUCUCUCACACAGUGGAGCUGGCCUCUUUCCACUCAGCAUCCAAAGGCUUCAUGGGAGAGUGUGGGCUACGCGGGGGGUACGUGGAGCUGGUGAACCUUGACCCCGCCGUCAUGAGGUACGCCUACACCAUCUUCUCCACUGACAUCUGUGCCCCUGUGACUGGUCAGCUAGCCCUGGAGCUCAUGGCUAACCCUCCCAGGCCAGGGGACCCCUCAUACCCGGUCUACGCCCAGGAGACCCAGGCUAUCCAGGCCAUGCUGGUCCAUAACAUGAACUGGGUCCCAGAGGUUCUGAACAAUAUCCCAGGGAUCAGCUGUCAGCCGAUGAUGGGAGGAGCUUUCGUAUUCCCCAGGCUGUAUCUACCCCAAGCAGCCAUCGAGAAGGCCAAGGUGGUGGGGAUGCAGCCUGACCUGUGGUACUGUAAACGGUUACUAGAGGAGGCAGGAGUGUGUGUGCGACCGGGGUGUGAGUAUGGACAGACGGAAGGCACUCACCACAUCAGACUGUGUGUCAUGACCCCAGUGGAGACCAUGGAAGAGGUACUGAAACGCCUGAAGAACUUCCACCUGCACUUCCUCAAGGAGUUCUCCUGAWAACUGGCUUCACCUUACAGUCCAAUGAUGAAUAAUACAUUUAACUUCAGACACAAUCACAGUACAGAGAAGAAAAUUGCAACCAGUAACAUUGUUUAACAUCUUUAUCAUUCAACAGACCAUAAUUAAAUAAAAAAAAUAAUGGUUAACAAUACA